Molecule: messenger RNA, 1757 nt
Organism: Spirodela intermedia
Lineage: Eukaryota; Viridiplantae; Streptophyta; Magnoliopsida; Alismatales; Araceae
Source: the annotation of a GenBank genome assembly
AUGGGGAACGGUCGGAGCUCGUACCCGCUCAUCGGGGUGCUCCUCCUGGCUGUCGUCGGCUACUUCAACUGGUCUGGCGGCGGCGUCGACCCCUCCCGGCUGCGCAUUCCGAUCCCCUGGCUGCAGCCGCCGAUGAGCUUCGUGGGCCGCAAUGGCACGCGGUUCGUUCUUCUACGGGCGGAGGGCGGCGGCAGCGGCGGCGGCGGAGAGGCCCCGUCUGUGUACGUCAACGGCUGGAACUCGUACUGGCUGAUGGCAGCGGCGGCGUCGCAGGGGCGGCGCGGGAGGGAGACGGUCGCGGAGAUGCUCCGGCGGGGUCGGGACAUGGGGAUGGAGGUCUGCCGGACGUGGGCUUUCAGCGACGGCGGCCGGGGCGGCGGCGCCGCCCUCCAGAUCUCCCCCGGCCGCUUCGACGAGCAAGUCUUCCAGGUGAGUAGCUCACCGCCCUUCUUCAGGGAUGAGUCUCGCCCACAUCAAGAGCCGCCGAUUUCUUCUGUUCUUCCGCAGGCAUUGGACUACGUGAUCUACGAGGCGAGGAGGAACCAGGUGAGGUUGAUUCUCUGUCUCGUCAACAAUCUGGAGGCGUUCGGGGGGAAGGCUCAGUAUAUCAGAUGGGCCCAGGAGGCCGGAGUCAACUUGACUUCCGCCGACGACCCCUUCUUCUCUCAUCCUGUGAUCAGAGGCUUCUAUAAGGAUUACAUCAAGGUACUCGAAAAUUUGAUUUUUCGAGAAAAAAUCAUGAUUUCUGGGCAUGAAUCACAAUUUAUUGACAUGAUCUGCGGUGUGUUCUUUGUCUGUUGCAGGCCAUCUUGAGGAGGAGGAACUCGUACAGCGGCGUUCUAUAUUCAGACGAGCCUGCAAUAUUUGCCUGGGAGCUCAUGAACGAGCCUCGCUGCUCGUCCAACUCGUCGGCUCCUCUUCUCCAAGUUACUGACGAACAUGUUUAAGACCUUUCUUUUCUUUUAUUUUCGAUCUGGGUCUGUGUUCAAUUAGAAAAAACAGUUAUGUGGAGACGAACCUGAGUGUAGUUAUGGUACCCAACAGGCUUGGAUCGCUGAGAUGGCCGCCCACAUCAAGAGCAUUGACCAGAAGCAUCUUGUGACGGUGGGGCUCGAAGGGUUCUACGGGUCCAAGCGGGCUGAAAGGCUGGGAGUCAACCCCGGCGACUGGGCGGGAUCCCUCGGGUCGGACUUCAUACAGAAUUCUGCGGUUCAAAACAUCGACUUUGCUUCAGCCCAUGCAUAUCCUGAUAGCUGGUCAGCGAUAUUAAUUUGGAAAAAAAAUUAAAAUCCUGUUCAUGCCGCUAUUUGGAUUCAUUUAUCCAGUGUUCUUCAGUUGACUUUCUCAAAUGCUCGUGCAGGAUUCCAAAUGCUGGACUGGAGGAGAAGGUGGAAUAUCUCGCCAGCUGGGUCGAUUACCACGUGAAUGAUGGCGAGCGAAUCCUUAAGAAGCCAGUUCUUAUCACAGAGAUUGGGUCUUAUCUGAAGGUCAACGAGCAGGGUCUGUACGAGAGAGAUGUUUUGCUAAAAACAGCCUAUGAUAAGGUAUACAAGUCCGCGGAGAAAGGGCAAGCUGGAGCAGGGGCCUUAAUAUGGCAGUUGAUUCUUGAAGGAAUUGAAGAACAAUAUGGCGAUAAAUUUUCCCUGGUAGCAGAAAAAUACCCUUCAACGGAUAAAUUAAUAAGGCAGCAGUCUUGCAGGUUAAGGUACCUUCUUAGAAGAAAUCAGACAGAUGAUAAACCCGGUUGGCCCUGUUGA